AUGAGUGGCUCUCUCGGGGCCUGUCCUCGGAGCCCAGACACUGGCCCGGGGUGGUGGUGGCUUACCGGCUUCCACGCCCGUGGCCAAGAGCCAGGCAUCCUCAGUGUCUGGUUACUUCAGGUGCCCGUGAGCCCUCUUCUGGGGGAUCAUUUGGUGGUGUUUGUCUGCACCCCGUGCAACUCCCCACUCUCACUGGCUUCAGCGUUCACCUGGGAGGUGAAGGCCAAUGACAGGACCUACAACGACCAGUUUAAGGAGAAGGUCUUCCUGUGUUGGCAAAGGAAGAAGUACAAGAGCAACAUCAUCCACACCACCAAGUACAACUUCUUCUCUUUCCUGCCUUUAAACCUUUACGAGCAGUUCCACCGAAUGUCCAACACCUACUUCCUUCUUGUCAUCAUUCUCCAGGCCGCAUUUCCUGAGAUCGCCACGAUGCCCUGGUUCGCCCUCUUUGCCCCACUCAUCUGCCUCCUUGCCAUCCGGGCCACCAGAGACCUGGUAGAUGACAUUGGGCGACAUAGGAGUGACAGGACCAUCAACAACAGGCCCUGCAAGAUGCUGGUGGGAGAGAGCUUUCUGUGUAAAAAAUGGAAGGACCUUUGUGUGGGGGACCUGGUCUGUCUGCAUGGAGACAAUAUUGUCCCGGCCGAUGUGCUCUUGCUGUCCAGCACGGAGCCCAACAGCCUGUGCUAUGUGGAGACAGCUGACAUUGAUGGAGAGACCAACUUGAAGUACAGGCAGGCCCUGAUAAUGACGCAUCGUGAGCUGAAAAAUGUAAAGAGCAUGGCUUCCUUCCAAGGCACGGUGGUGUGUGAAGAACCCAACAGUCGGAUGCACUACUUUACGGGACGCCUGGAGUGGGAGGGCAAGAAAUACCCCUUGGACAGUGGCAACAUCCUUCUACGUGGCUGCAAGAUUCGAAACACAGAUACUUGCUACGGAAUGGUCAUCUAUGCUGGUGUUGACACAAAGAUCAUGAAGAACUGUGGCAAGGUCCAUCUGAAGAAAACCAAGAUAGACAAUAUGAUGAACAGGCUGGUGAUCCUGAUCUUCAUAUGCGUGGUGCUGACCUCCAUAGCUUUGACCUUUGGCUUCUGGAGCAAGGUGACGGAAUUCAAGAAGCACGACUAUGUCCUUGAGACGCACAUGUACAGAAUGACCAGCGAGUCUUUCUUCAUGUUCUUGAGCUUUCUCAUCCUGCUCAGUGUCAUGAUGCCCCUGGCCAUGUUCAUCAUAGCUGAAUUCAUCUACCUGGGGAACAGUAUUUUCAUUGACUGGGAUGUGGAGAUGUACUACGAGCCCCAGGGCAUACCUGCCAAAGCCCGAAGCACCAGCCUCAAUGUCCAGCUGGGCCAGGUAGAGUACAUCUUCUCAGACAAGACUGGUACGCUCACACAGAACAUCAUGACUUUCAAGAAGUGCUGCAUCAGCGGCAUUGUCUACGAACAGGACGAGGAGGAAGCCCUAUGUGAAGGGAACCCCUUCCUCUGGAACAAAUUUGCCGAUGGGAAGCUGCUCUUCAAAAACACAAGACUCGUGAGCAUUGUGCGCAGCAACAAGGACAAGAUGGUGCAGGAGUUCUGGCGCCUGCUGGCCAUCUGCCACACGGUGAUGGUGGAAGAGAAAGACAACCAACUGUUGUACCAGGCAGCUUCCCCUGACGAGGAGGCAUUGGUCUCAGCGGCCCGGAAUUAUGGCUACGUGUUCCUGGCACGCACACAGGACAGCAUCACGGUGAUGGAGCUCGGGGAGGAGCGGGUGUACCAGGUCCUGGCCAUGAUGGACUUCAACAGUGUCCGAAAACGGAUGUCCGUGCUGGUCCGAAACCCCGAGGGCUCCAUUUACCUCUACACCAAAGGCGCAGACACUGUCCUCUUUGAAUGCUUGCGUAAGAAAGACGUGUAUAAAAAAGAGCAGACCAUGAUCGUGGCCACAGAACAGGCCUUAACUUCCUUUGCUGAGCAGACCCUGCGCACACUGUGCCUGGCCUACAAGAAGGUGGAUGAGGAUGAGUAUGAGGAGUGGCGCCAGCGGCACCAGGAAGCCAGCAUCCUUCUUCAGAACCGGGCCCAAGCCCUGCACCAAGUGUACGAGGAAAUGGAGCAGAACCUCCAGCUGCUGGGAGUCACAGCCAUUGAAGACAGGCUCCAGGAUGGCGUCCCUGAAACCAUCCAGUGUCUCAAGCAAGGGAAAAUCAAAGUGUGGGUACUCACAGGGGACAAGCAAGAGACCGCAGUGAACAUUGGCUAUGCCUGCCAGCUGCUGUCUGAGGACAUGGGCAUUCUAGAGGAGGAGAAGAUAACUCAGAUCCUGGAAACCUACCUGGAGAGCAACAGCAGCAACCUGCCACAGGUCAAGACGGCCGCCAUGAUCGUUAGUGGAGAGUUUCUGGAUCAGCUGAUAAGGAGCAAAACAGGGCUGGUAUGGCAGAAUAAGGACCCCAACACCCAAGAGAGUCCUGAGGCGUGGCGGGAGCGGGCCUUCGUGGAGCUGGCCUCUAGGUGCCAAGCAGUCAUCUGCUGCCGGGUGACGCCCAAGCAAAAGGCCUUGAUUGUGGCGCUGGUCAAAAAAUACCAAAAUGUGGUGACCCUGGCCAUUGGGGACGGCGCCAACGACGUCAAUAUGAUCAAGACUGCGGACAUCGGCGUAGGGCUAGCAGGCCAGGAGGGCAUGCAGGCGGUGCAGAACAGCGACUACAUGCUGGCCCAAUUCCGCUUCUUGAGGCGGUUGCUGCUGGUGCACGGGCGCUGGUCCUACAUGCGAGUGUGCAAGUUCCUACGUUACUUCAUCUACAAGACGCUGACUAUGAUGAUGGUUCAGAUCUGGUUCGCUUUCUAUAGUGGCUUCACUGCCCAGACUCUGUAUGAAGGCUGGUACCUGGCUCUCUUCAACCUGCUGUACACCACCCUCCCAGUUCUGUACAUUGGGCUCUUCGAGCAGGAUGUGAGCGCCAAGCAGAGCCUGGAACUCCCCAAGCUGUACAUUGCUGGCCAAAAGGAUGAGUUCUUCAACUACUGGGUCUUCUUCCAAGCCAUUGUCCAUGGCACAAGCGCCUCUCUGGUCAACUUCUUCAUGACCCUAUGGAUCAGCUAUGACAUUAUUGGGCCCCUCAGUGACUAUCAGUCUUUGUCCACAGUCAUGUCCCUGUCGGGCCUGCUGACUGUCACCAUGGAGGUCAUCCUCAUCAUCAAGUACUGGACGGUCCUGACUGUGCUGUCCAUUUUCUUCAGCCUCUGCUUCUACACGGCCGUAACUUGGACCAGUCAGAGCUUCUGGCUCUUCACAAUCUCCCCCAAGACCUUCCCUUUUCUGUAUGUUGACAGAAAUGUGAUGUCCCACCCCACCGUCCUGCUGGUGGUCCUGCUGAAUGUGUCAUUGAACACCUUGCCCGUACUGGCCUUGCGUAUCAUUUACCAAGCCCUCAAGCAGCCACGUCCCAAGGAGGAGAAGGAGGAGGAGGAGGAGGAGAAAGAGGUCCCGAUCGAGGAGAUCAUGGUGGCGCCGCGCGCCCGGCGCUCCAGCUACGCCUUCUCCCACCAAGAAGGCUAUGCAAACCUCAUCACACAGGGCACAAUUCUGCGGAGGACACCAGGCAUCCACAGACAGACAUUCGCAAUGCCAUCUGAUGAAGAAAUUGCCUCAAACAUGGAUGUCGUCUGA
Miniopterus natalensis is the source of this 3660-nucleotide messenger RNA. The record is from RefSeq and is a predicted model, not a curated record. Lineage: Eukaryota; Metazoa; Chordata; Mammalia; Chiroptera; Miniopteridae.